Chlorocebus sabaeus (green monkey) is the source of this 1132-nucleotide messenger RNA. NCBI's taxonomy places the organism in Eukaryota, Metazoa, Chordata, Mammalia, Primates, Cercopithecidae. The record is from RefSeq and is a predicted model, not a curated record.
ACACCUGUUUACCAUCAGGCAAUUCAUGGUGUAGGGAAACUUUACUGAUGUAAUGAUUGUCACAAAGUCUUCAGUAAUGCUACAACCAUUGCAAAUCAUUGGAGAAUCCAUAAUGAAGAGAGAUCAUACUAGUGUAAUAAAUUUGGCAGAUUUUUCAGACAUCAUUCAUACCUUGCAGUUCAUUGGUGAACUCAUGCUGGAGAGAAACCUUACAAAUGUCAUGAUUGUGGCAAGGUCUUCAGUCAAGUUUCAUUCUAUGCGAAACAUAGGAGAGAAACCUCACAAGUGUGAUGAUUGUGGCAAAGCCUUUACUUUACGUUCACACGUCAUUAGGCGUCAGAGAAUGCAUACUGGACAGGAAUCUUACAAAUGUCAUCAAUGUGCCAAGGUCUUCAAUCUGAGUUUACUCCUUGCAGAACAUCAGAAAAUUCAUUUUGGAGGUAGUUGUUCCAAAUGCAAUCAGUAGAGCAAACCGUUAAGCAUUAAUUGACAUUAGAGUCAAUUCAGCAUUGAGUUGAGUUGAUUUAACAUUGAGUUCAAGCAUUAAUUGAAAUUAAAGUGUUUAUGUUAAAAGGAUUGGGCUGGGCCCUGGCUCCUGCCUGUAAUCUCAGCAUUUUGUGAGGCCAAGGGAGGUACAUCACUUGAGGUCAGGAAUCUGAGAUCAACCUGGCCAACAGACGUGAGCCAUUUUCCCAGCCUGUUUUCUGUUUCUUUAAAAAAAAAACUGAUAGGGAUUUUUAUGGGUAUUGUGUUGAAUCUAAAUCACAUUGAGUUAUAUAAUCAUUUAACAAUAUUUUCCCAAAACAUCAAUAUGGGUUGUAGCUCUGUUUUUAAUCAUUUUGAUCAAUGUUUGUAGAUUUCAAGGUAUGAACUUCUGAGCUUUUAAAGUUUAUUUCUAAGUAUUUCUUACUUUACGUUCUCCAGCAAAUGGAAGUGUUUAAAAAUUUUCUUUUAAAAUUUUUUAUUGUUAAAGUAUGGAAAUUCAACUAAUUUUUGGUGCUGAUACUGUAUUGUGCAAAUCCACUGAAUAUGUUACCUAGUUCCAGUAGUAUUUUGGUUGACUCUUUGUGAUUUUCUACACAGAAGAUCGUUUCAUCUAUAAACAAAUAUAAUUUUACUUCUUGCUUUCUGA